Rotaria sp. Silwood2 is the source of this 1383-nucleotide messenger RNA. NCBI's taxonomy places the organism in Eukaryota, Metazoa, Rotifera, Eurotatoria, Philodinida, Philodinidae. The record is from the annotation of a GenBank genome assembly.
AUGAAACGAACAAUUAGUCUUUUAUUUUUCUUUGCUCUUAUUAUAACGAUUGGUGCUCCACCAGUUGUUGAAAAUCCCACUAAAGAUAAACCACAGCCUGCUUCAAAAGAUAAUGAUACUUCCGAUGAUGUGUUAGACAAUCUUGAAUAUGGAAGAUAUUUGAAAGAAGUUGUUGAAAUACUUGAAAGUGAUCCGGAAUUUAAAAAGAAAAUUGAAAAUGCAUCAACAGAUGAUAUUAGAUCAGGAAAUAUUGCUGAACAUUUAAGUCUUGUUCAACAUCAUAUACGUACACAACUUGAUGAAGCUAAACAACGAGAAAUGACUCGAUUAAGAGAUUUCGUUGGACAAAAAGUUCGUAAUUUAAAUGAGAGACAACGUCUUGAACUUGCUCGAGCUGGUUCAAAUGGGAAAUUAAUAAAAGAAUUUCUUCCUCAACAUAUUGAUCAUAAAAACUCUGAAACAUUUGGUCAACUUGAUCUCGAACAGAGACAACGUCUUGAACUUGCUCGAGCUGGUUCAAAUGGGAAAUUAAUAAAAGAAUUUCUUCCUCAACAUAUUGAUCAUAAAAACUCUGAAACAUUUGGUCAACUUGAUCUCGAACGUUUGAUUCGUCAUGCAUCAAAAGAUCUUGAUGAACUUGAUCGAAAACGUGAACAACAAUUUAAAGAAUAUGAAAUGCAAAAAGAAUUUGAACGUCGACAAAAACUUUCUAAACUAAAUAUUGAAGAACGUAAAAAAUUAGAAAAAUUACAUGAAGAAGCAUUAGAAAAAAAGAAAAAACAUCCAAAAGUAAAUCAUCCCGGCAGUGUUGAUCAAAUGGAAGAAGUAUGGGAAAAAGUUGAUAAUUUAGAGGGAGAUCAAUUUACACCAAAAUCAUUUUUUCAAUUACAUGAUAUUAAUAGCGACGGAUUUUUGGAUGAAGGUGAACUUGAAGCAAUUAUGUUAAAAGAGGCAGCAAAAAUACAUGAAGACACACCAGAAGCUGAUCCAGUUGAAAAACAAGAAGAAAUGGAUCGAAUGCGUGAACAUGUUAUGAAAGAAUUUGAUAAAGAUAAUGAUCGAAUGCUUUCAUUAGAAGAAUUCAUGUCUGGUAUAAAUGGAACAGGUGCAAAAAAUGAACAAGGGUGGCAGUCGAUUGAAGACAAAACUGUCUUUUCUGAUCAAGAAUUUCAGCAAUUUUCCGAGAAAUUAGCUCCAGCAUCAACUCCAAUACCUCCUCAUCAAACUCCUGCACCACCCAAUGUCCAACAAGCUCAAGUUCAUCUUGAAGCAGCAGCACAACCUCCACCACUACCUGCAGUACAAGUUCCCGCUCAAAAUCAACCAUCAGAACAACAACAGGCUCAUAUUCCUCGAGCUCCAUCAGCACCCAAUAAUCCAUAG